Alnus glutinosa is the source of this 456-nucleotide messenger RNA. RefSeq names its product protein SRC2. The transcript has a single exon. Gene Ontology annotation, biological process: defense response. The record is from RefSeq and is a predicted model, not a curated record. Bases 1 to 456 code for a protein of 151 amino acids. Lineage: Eukaryota; Viridiplantae; Streptophyta; Magnoliopsida; Fagales; Betulaceae.
AUGGAUUAUCGUCCUUUUGAGAUCAAUUUGACAUGUUUGGAAGGCCUGGAAAUCGUGCAUUGUUUGUUCAAAGUGCAUGCAUACGCUGUGGUCUCCAUCGUAGGCGAUUCGAGUUCAAGGCAACAAACUCCGGUGGGAAAAUAUUUUGGUGACAAACCCACGUGGAAUUUUCCGAUGAGGUUUUGCUUGGAAGAAUCAAAGUUGCGCCAAAACCAAUUGGUUCUGAUGGUCCAACUCCGAUACAGUCGAAUCUUUGGAGGGGAUAAAACCAUUGCUGAAGUUCAUAUUCCUUUUAAGAAGCUUCUUGACAACUGCGGUGAUAAUAUAUGGGACACUCAGUUUGGUGUCCAUCAGGUCAUCAUGACGCCGUCCAUCAAGCCACCUAGAGGGUAUUUGUAUUUCUCGUAUAAGUUUGGCGAGAAGAUCGUUAAUUGGGAUGGCAGUGAAGGAUUUUGA